This is a messenger RNA of Rotaria socialis, 1605 nucleotides long. The record is from the annotation of a GenBank genome assembly. NCBI's taxonomy places the organism in Eukaryota, Metazoa, Rotifera, Eurotatoria, Philodinida, Philodinidae.
AUGAGUUCUAGUGAAAAUAUCACCAAUGCAUCGAAUACAAUCCAAGCUGAUGAACAGCCAGCCAGGUACAUCUCAUUUCUAGAGCAACAGCAUAAUCCUGUUAAUGCACAUGUGUCUGAAGAUUCGACGAUCGACAAUAAAGAUACAUUGCCAAUUUUGGAUGAAUGCCAAGUAGAACCAUCAGCAUCCUGUGUCUUUUUAUGUACCAAUAUGCAUGCACGUUACUCAGUUGCUCUGUGGUGUUUCUUUGGUUUCUUUUGUUUAUAUGCAAUGCGAGUGAAUCUGUCAGUGGCUAUUGUUGCCAUGGUAGCACCACAAAGUUCUUUAAAUCAAUCAGUUGAAGCGUGUCCUGUAGUUCAUACAAAUUCGACAAAGCCUCCAGCAAAACAUGAAUUCGAUUGGAAUCCAAAUAAACAAGGUUUGGUUCUCGGAGCAUUUUUCUAUGGUUAUAUUUCUACGCAAAUAAUUGGAGGAAAUCUAGCAGAGAGAUUCGGCGGGAAAUGGAUCUUUGGUGGAGGAAUAUUAAUAUCUAGUAUUCUGACCCUUUUGACGCCACUAGCUGCUCGUAUUAAUUAUAAACUACUCAUUGCUAUCAGGGUAAUCAUCGGCAUGGCAUCUGGUCCAGCGUUUCCAGCAGCUGCAGCUCUCUGGGGCAAAUGGAUACCUACCGCUGAACGUAGUAGUAUUCCGCCAGCAGCUCAAAGUGGUACUAGUAUUGGUAUAAUAUUUACGACACCAUUAGUUAGUAUAAUGAGUGAAGAUGGAUUCAUUGGCGGAUGGCCAUCGGCAUUCUAUGUUUUUGGUAUUGCGUCAUGUAUAUGGUUUAUUGGUUGGUGUUUUUUCAGUUUCAAUUCUCCAGCUGAGCAUCCACGUAUUUCAAAAGAAGAACGUAAUUUUCUACGUGAACAUAUACCACAUCAUCCUCUACGAAAUCGAGUUACACCAUGGAAGCAAAUUGCUUGUUGUCCAUCGGUUUAUGGUAUUGCUAUAAAUCAUGUUUGCUUCAAUUUUAUUUUUUAUACUUUAUUAACAUCAUUACCGACUUAUUUUUCCACAAUACUUAAUUUUAAUUUACAUCAGAAUGGCUUUAUUUUUGCCUUACCUUAUUGCGCACAAUUUUUAACAAUUAUUGCCGUUGGUCAAACCGUUGAUCGUUUACGAGCACGCAAAUUGUUCUCUAUUACAACCCUCCGAAAAGCACAAGCCAUCAUUGGUACUGUUGGCUCGUGUUCCUGUUUGGUAGCUAUUGGCUAUAUGAAUUGCAAUAAAAUUGCUGCAGUCGUUUGUUGCAUUCUUGCUGUUGGUUUUCUUGGCGCACAAACCAGUGGCCCAAUUAUUUCACAUCUUGAUAUUGCAUCGAAUUAUGCUGGAACAAUUCUUGGUAUUACAAAUUCAUUGGCAACAAUACCAGGAUUUGUUGGUCCAUAUCUUGUUGGAGCUAUUACAAAUAAUAAUCAAACAGUUCAUGCUUGGCGUCUAAUAUUUAUUAUUUCAGCCGGUAUUGGUGCUUUUGGAUGUCUUGCUUUUUGUAUUUUAUUUAAUGGCGAAGAAAAACCAUGGAAUCGAAUAGAACAUGAAGAUGGUACAAAUGAAUCAACUAGUUGA